AUGUUUAUAUUCUUUUGUUUGAGCUUGUGGAGUCUGAGUGGUGUGUUUGGUGUUGAUGAAGUGAAGUCAGUGUCUGUGAUGGAGGGAGAUUCUGUCACUCUGAACAUCAAUGAUGCUGAUAUAAUGGGAGAUGAACUGAUAUUGUGGAGAUUUGGACACAGCAGUAUCAUAGCUAAAAUCAACAGAAAGGACAAUAAGAGACAGUUUCUUGAUGAGAGAUUGAGAGACAGACUGAAGCUGGAUCAGACUGGAUCUCUGAGCAUCACAAACACCAGAACCACAGACUCUGGACUUUAUAAAGUCACCAGCACCAGAACAGAGACACCACUCAACACAUUCAAUCUCACUGUCUAUGCUCAUCUGCCUGUUCCUGUCAUCACUUCAUCAUCAGGAUCAUCAGUGUCUAAAUGUGCAUUUCUGUGUUCAGUGGUGAAUGUGAGUCAUGUGACUCUCUCCUGGUACAAAGGAAACAGUUUAUUCUCCAGCAUCAGUGUGUCUGAUCUCAGAAAAAGUCUUUCUUUACAUCUGGGGUGUCUGGAUGAUUCCUACAGCUGUGUGGUGAACAAUCCCAUCAGCAACCAGACCAGACAUCUCAACAACACUGAACUCUGUCAGCCAUGUUCAGAUGACUGUGUCUGCUGUUGUGGUUCUACUGAAGCUGUGAUCCGAUUGGCUCUCUCUGCUCUGGUGGGCGUGGCUGCUGUUGCUGUGCUGGUUUAUGACAUCAGAUCCAGAUGUCUUCAACAGAAGAAGAGAGAGAAGACACCAUUAAACUCUGAUUAA
Molecule: messenger RNA, 783 nt
Organism: Sinocyclocheilus anshuiensis
Lineage: Eukaryota; Metazoa; Chordata; Actinopteri; Cypriniformes; Cyprinidae
Product: CD48 antigen-like
Exons: 4
Coding region: 1-783 (260 amino acids)
Source: RefSeq, a predicted model, not a curated record